Molecule: messenger RNA, 811 nt
Organism: Daldinia loculata
Lineage: Eukaryota; Fungi; Ascomycota; Sordariomycetes; Xylariales; Hypoxylaceae
Exons: 1
Coding region: 226-717 (163 amino acids)
Source: RefSeq, a predicted model, not a curated record
GUCAAAGCGAUAACAGCUUAGAUUUAAUUAUUUAACUUCUUAUAUGAGAUGCGUGACGUCAUCAUCUGAUCUCCCCCAACUCAUGACCUAAAUACCUAACCUUAUAUCCUCCUCAGAAUCGUACACUACAAAACACCAUGUAAAACCUUCACCAAAUGGUAUUUACCAUAUUCCUAACUACAUUAAAUCUUCCUACAGCUGAACAUAUCCUCACAACUUCAAAUCAUGUCUAAUCUAUCUAAUACAAUGCUAACCCCAACACCCAAUUCCAUCCGCGCCCUCCAAGCCAUCAGCAUAGCACUCCUCACCACUACCGCCGGAGCUAGCGCAAGCCUCUCCAUCUUCCUAGUCCCGCGGCUCAUGGAGUCCCCCACACCCCUCAUGGUAGGACAAUUCCUGCGCACUAUGUCCUCCGCCCGGCGACGAUUGACGAUCCCGCUAAUACUUCCGGGCAUCCUGCACGCGUACCUAGCAUACCUAGUACCUGGAAAGGCGCGCGUGUACGCUAUUGCGGCUACUCUGACACUCAGCACGUUGCCGUGGACGCAUUUCGCGAUUACCCCGCUGAACCGUGAGAUGGAGGAGAGGAUUAUGAUUCUGGAUGCGGAGUCCGAGACCGCGCACCAGUUGGUGGAUUCGUGGGCUACGCGGAAUCUGUAUAGACCUGUUGUGAAUCUUGCGGCUGGUAUCCUUGGGUUGUAUGCUGCCAUGUGGUAAGGGGGGUGAUAGCAUGACUUUGGCUUUGGCACCAAACUCCUAGAAAAUUAGGAAUAACGGCGUUAAAUUUGACGGUUUUAUUGACUCGAGGCGA